AUGGGCAUGAAAUUACACAAAACUGGGAGACCACUCCCGUGUGCCGCACAAUUUGACACAGAUGCAUGCAUAUGCAUACCAAACUCAAUUACUUACCAAAUCAUAUUCCUCGCGUUAAAUGCAUACCAAACUGGAAAUACACGUGUAAAAUGGAUGGAGAUCCACAACCAACAGGGUGCCACACAUAAAACACCCAACUAACUAACAGCCCAACACUUUUCGUCUACACCUUCCCAACAUAACAUAUAUAAGACACACAACACAGCUACCAAACUGUCUUGUUGAGCCUGUUAUCCGCAGGGGAGAUGUCCAUAUAUGCUGUCUGGGAAAUCGUGGACACACAACAGGUAGUUUUCUUUGACGCUAUGAUUCCAUUGCUAAUCUGUCUUUGACUCUUUUCUCUGACGGAAAUGGACUCGUUGUGUUGUAU
Molecule: messenger RNA, 430 nt
Organism: Ectocarpus sp. CCAP 1310/34
Lineage: Eukaryota; Phaeophyceae; Ectocarpales; Ectocarpaceae
Source: the annotation of a GenBank genome assembly